AUGCAUGUGCCUCUUCAUGCCUUUGCAUUAAAUGAAAAGCAACGCAAACAAACACCGACUGAGCGAAAACGGCCGGUGACAGUCGGGCUCUCCUCCCAUCCGGCUGUGAUCCGUAAACAAGUGAAGCAAAUGACAUGCGAAGUCACGGGCGGUCGAUCCGGACUCCUUGUUCAUGCUGUUCUCUUGGCAAUCGCUUCCUUGACAUCAGGUGUGGAAGACGGGUCUCCUAUGGAAGACCGUAGCCGAGCAGCAUGUGCGCGAGCCCCAGACGCGAUCGGCGGCCGCGACGAGGAGCGCCGCCCCCGUGACGAAGGCAAGGCCGAAGUCACGAGGAGAGCGAAGGCGGAGAGCGUGGACGACCUGAUGGAGCUCGCAGGCACCGGCGGUCGCUGGAACGUGACUGUCCUUGUCCUGGGCUGCUGCUGUACCUUCAUGUCGCCGCUACAGACGCUCAGCUACGAGUUCCUCGGAGCCACGCCCGAGCACUGGUGCAAGGUGCAGCCGCUGCUCGACGCCAACUGGACCCAGCACCAGGUCCUGAGUCUGGCCAUUCCGCCCAGGACAAACAAACCCGGCUAUGAAAGCUGCCUGAUGUACGACUACAACUACACCCUCGCGGCCGAGCUUGGCUACGAGGCGACCCUGGCGGACAAGGCGGUCGUUUCCGGAGACUCCAAUGAGACUCUUUCGUGCUAUUCUCGCGACUUCAACUUCACGCAGUACGAGUCGACGGUCGUGACUGAGUGGGACCUGGUGUGCGAGCGGCGCGCCCUCUACUCGACCACUCAGGCUGUGUCUCAGUUCGGGAACUUCCUCGGCUCAUUCUUUUUCGGAUUUCUCCUCGAUGGCUUCGGGCGGCGGCGAGUGGUGCUGAUCUGCGUGGCCCUCGUGGUGCCCGCCGGCCUCGCCACGGCGGUCUCACCCUCCUACGAGGUCUACAUCCUGCUGCAGACGCUGGUCGCUUGCCUGCUCUACGGCGCCUACAUCGGCUGCUUUGUCAUCGUGAUGGAGGUGAGCGCCCCCCGUCAGCGCUCGUCCGUGGGCAGCCUGUUCGCCAUCCCGUGGGCGCUGGGCUACAUGGCCACGCCCGGCAUCGCCUACCUGGUGCGCACCUGGCCCUGGCUACAGGCCGCCUUCACGCUCCCCAUGACGUUCCUCUUCGCCUACUUCUGGUGGCUGCCCGAGACGCCGCGCUGGCUGGUGCUGAAGGGGCGCUUCAAGGAGGCGCAGCAGGUGCUCUCGUGGGCGGCCAGGGUCAACGGGCGCACCCUCCCGCCCGCCAAGGGUCUCCUAAAAGACAUGGAGGCCAUCAGAAACAAGGUCCUGGCCGCGUCCCGGACGAAGGAGAGCGAGCUGAGCUGCGCGAAGGCCCUGUUCCUGCUGACGGCGCCGUCGCUGCGCCGCACGACCGCCUGCACGCUCUUCUGCUGGAUCGCCGCCUCGCUCGUCUACUACGGCGUCUCCCUCAACGCCGCCAACCUCAGCGCCGACCCCUACAUCUACGUGUUCCUGGGCGGGCUGGUGGAGAUCCCGUCGUACCUGCUGCUGUGGCUGGCGCUCACUCGCUUCGGCAGGAAGGCCACGCUCAUCACCUUCUACCUCGUGUGCACCGUCUGCAUCUUCACGGUGGCUGCUCUCAUGCUGCUGGGGUUCCAUGACUGGAUAAUCGUGGUGGUCGUGCUGUCGCUCUCCGGGAAAGUCGCCAUCUCUGCCGCCUUUCAGCUGGUCUACGUGUUCACCGCCGAGCUGUUCCCGACGUCGCACCGCUCUCUGGCCAUCUGCCUGUCUGUCGUCGCCUCCAGGCUGGCUUCCAUCUCGGCGCCGUACAUUAACGACAUUCUGGGCGACCUGGUGACGUGGGGGCCGUCGGUGGUGUUCGGAUCCAUGUCGUUCGUGGCGGUGGCGCUCGUGCUCUUCCUGCCCGAGACGAAGGGCAGCGCCUUGGCGGAGGUCAUCAAGGCUGGCGACGCCCCGCAGGAUCCCUCCGCAGGCCAGCAGGACAAACAGUCACGGGAGGGAAAGGACUCCGGACCAAGCAGCGCGGCGGCUGUCAACGAGGGAUUCGAAGCCUGCUGAGGAGGCGCCUGAAUUUUGUUGAGAUUUAUAACAUAAUCACUUUCUUACUGUGAUUUCUUUCCAAUGAUAUCACAUAUUAUUCUCAUUUUUUUAGUUUUCUUACUCAAAAGAACUACAGUGCUUAGAUCUAUAGAGUUUAUAGAGAGACAUAGAUAGAUAGAUAGUCAUAGAUACAAGUGAUGUAAAGAGGGCUGUACACGGGGGUCCAGGUAUACUAAAUGAUUAUAAGGAUCAUAUAUUACGAAGUAAAGAGAAAGCAGUUACCUGUUA
Messenger RNA from Penaeus chinensis, 2346 nucleotides. Its product is annotated as solute carrier family 22 member 7-like. The record is from RefSeq and is a predicted model, not a curated record. NCBI's taxonomy places the organism in Eukaryota, Metazoa, Arthropoda, Malacostraca, Decapoda, Penaeidae. The transcript is spliced from 12 exons. Gene Ontology annotation, cellular component: membrane. Gene Ontology annotation, molecular function: transmembrane transporter activity. The coding region runs from base 1 to 2076 and encodes 691 amino acids. Gene Ontology annotation, biological process: transmembrane transport.